This is a messenger RNA of Cajanus cajan (pigeon pea), 1292 nucleotides long. RefSeq names its product uracil phosphoribosyltransferase (gene UPP). Gene Ontology annotation, biological process: uracil salvage. Gene Ontology annotation, molecular function: uracil phosphoribosyltransferase activity. The record is from RefSeq and is a predicted model, not a curated record. NCBI's taxonomy places the organism in Eukaryota, Viridiplantae, Streptophyta, Magnoliopsida, Fabales, Fabaceae.
UGAAGACAAGAGGAGAUACACAUGCAAUUCCAGUAUAUAUCUAUAUCCCUAUCCCAGCAACUGUUAAUCCAAAACAUAGCAUAUCAUAUCAUAUCAUCUUUCUCAUAGCUCAAACAGCACAACCUCGGACCCAGAUUAUUAUUACAUUACAUGGCUUGUUCCACCAUUCACUUCAACCUUAAUCUCCCUUUUCCCUCCGAUUCAGCGCCAAUUUCGUCCACAUGCCACUCUCCCUCUCGCGUCUUUCUCUCGCUCUCUCUCUUCACAACACCAAAGAUCGCUUAUUCCAGUGCUUCGAGACGCACGUGUGGUGUGGUGUGCUCUCAGAUGACCAUGGAGGAGAAGCCACUUUCGGAGAACAGAAUGCUUGUGUAUGUGCCUCCACAUCCGUUGAUCAAGCACUGGGUUUCAGUUCUUCGGAACGAGCAAACUCCUUGUCCCAUCUUCAGAAAUGCAAUGGCUGAGCUGGGAAGGCUACUCAUGUAUGAAGCUUCAAGGGAUUGGUUGCCCACUGUUUCUGGAGAGAUUCAAUCACCAAUGGGUGUAGCCUCUGUGGAAUUCAUUGAUCCAAGGGAGCCUGUGGCUGUAAUUCCAAUCUUGAGAGCAGGUCUUGCUCUUGCUGAACAUGCUUCAUCGAUCUUGCCUGCAACAAAAACAUAUCAUCUUGGAAUAAGCAGAGAUGAGGAAACUCUUCAGCCAACUAUAUAUUUGAACAAGUUACCUGAGAAAUUUCCAGAAGGAUCUAAAGUUUUUGUGGUUGAUCCUAUGCUGGCUACAGGUGGUACUAUAGUGGCUGCCCUGCAUCUUUUAAAGGAACGUGGAGUUGGCAACAAGCAGAUUAAAGUGAUAUCUGCUGUCUCUGCCCCUCCAGCUCUUCAGAAACUUAGCGAGCAGUUCCCUGGGCUUCAUGUGUACACCGGAAUAAUUGAUCCCGAAAUAAAUGAAAAAGGGUUCAUAAUUCCUGGCCUUGGAGAUGCUGGGGAUCGCAGUUUUGGUACAGAUACAUGAAAUACACCAUCCUUUGGUGCCAUAUCUUUUAAUUUUCAGCCCCAAAAUUUGUCAUUGUUUUUCUUAUGGAUGCUGAACUUCCAAUAUCAUUUGAUCAGUGGCAGCCUUCGGGGUUACAUUUCAUAGGUGUUGAACAUUAUUCUUAUUCUUAUUAUAUGAAUUAUUACUUAGGCAUUGAAACUCUUGACUUCAAAAUUGGCAAUUAUCUCAAUUGAGUAUGAUGAUAGUAUCAAUCUUUUUUAUCAUAUAGAAUUAAUAUAACUGAUUGUUAUAUUAAUUUACUU